AAAGGGGCCGCGACCUGAAGUUUUCCGUCCACUCUGUGGCGGCUCUCCAGCUCCCCUCCACCUCCUCCCACCGUGGACGUCCUCAGAUUGAGUUGGAGAGGGGGGACCCCGGUGUGGUGUCCUGGGAAAGCUUGGAAAGGGGGACCUUGCAGAGACACCCACCACCUCCUCCUGCGUCCCCGGGGCUGCUGAAUCACCGGCGAGGAGUCUGCAGGUGCUUGAAUGAGCCCGACGCCAGCCUCUGCCCCUGGGUGCCCAACGUAACAACAAGGAUCCCACUGGUCGCCCCUGGCAUGCCCCACCAGCCUUCACCCUGAGUUGGCAGCCCCCACCCCUGCCAGCCGUCACCCUGCACUGUUCCGGCUCCCCCGAAGUCCCCACGCUGCAGUGCGGCCAAGACCCCUCCCCACGGGGGCCACCCCCACCAAGUGCCCCUGGUGCCCGGGGUGGCCCGGCCCGUCGGGCCAUGAAGCUGCAGGCAGUGAUGGAGACUCUUAUUCAGAGGCAACAGAGAGCCCGGCAGGAAAUGGAGGCUCGACAGCCUCCACUACCCCCGCCACCGGAGCCCGCUGGUGUCCAGGCUCGAACCACCAUGACAGACGAGGACAGGGAGCCUGAGAAUGCCCGUAUGCAUAGGACGCAGAUGGCUGCACUGGCUGCCAUGCGGGCUGCUGCCGCUGGCUUGAGACAUCCGUCCUCUCCCGGGGGCUCGGAGGACGAAGACACAGCCCAGGGAGGGACUCUGAGUUCACCUGCCCUGCAUGGAAGUGGCCAGGAGGGACCGGGACACACUGAGGGAGACGGCCAUUUGAUGGACAUGGGCUCCGAUGAUGACACGAAGCCCAAGUGGGAAGAACAAGAGCUGGAAGAACUGGGGGAGGAGGAAGAGGAGGAGGAGGAUGAAGAUGACUUUGAGGAAGAGGAGGAGGAUGAGGAGGAAGAAGGCCUGGGCCUCCCAGAGUCUGCCAGCCUGGGCUCCGCAGGCCUGUUUACCCGCAAGGCCCCACCUGCUCAGACCUUCCGUGGAGACGGUGGUCCCAGAAUGCUCAGUGGCCCUGAGCGCCUGGGACCUGGCCCGGCCCACCCCAGUCAUGUGACAUCCCAGAUGCCACCACCGGACCAUGGGGACUGGACAUUUGAGGAGCAGUUCAAACAGCUCUAUGAACUGGACGCAGACCCCAAGAGGAAAGAGUUCCUGGACGACCUGUUCAGCUUCAUGCAGAAGCGGGGCACUCCAGUGAACCGGAUCCCCAUCAUGGCCAAGCAGGUCCUCGACCUGUUCAUGCUGUAUGUGCUGGUGACCGAAAAGGGCGGUCUGGUAGAGGUUAUCAACAAGAAGCUGUGGAGGGAGAUCACCAAGGGGCUGAACCUGCCCACCUCCAUCACCAGCGCUGCCUUCACACUUCGGACACAGUACAUGAAGUAUCUUUACCCCUAUGAGUGUGAGAGGCGAGGCCUGAGCAGCCCCAAUGAGCUCCAGGCUGCCAUAGACAGCAACCGCCGGGAGGGCAGGCGCCAGAGCUUCGGGGGCUCGCUCUUUGCUUACUCACCCAGUGGAGCCCACAGCAUGCUGUCCUCACCCAAGCUACCGGUGACUUCUUUGGGCCUUGCUGCCAGCACCAAUGGCAGCUCUAUCACCCCAACACCCAAGAUCAAGAAAGAGGAAGACUCAGCCAUCCCCAUCACAGUCCCAGGCCGCCUACCCGUGUCUCUGGCAGGCCACCCUGUCGUAGCAGCCCAGGCAGCAGCUGUGCAAGCUGCAGCAGCCCAGGCUGCAGUUGCGGCCCAGGCAGCCGCCCUGGAACAACUCCGGGAGAAGCUGGAAUCCACGGAGCCUCCGGAAAAGAAGAUGGCCCUGGUUGCGGACGAGCAGCAGCGUCUCAUGCAGCGAGCCGUGCAGCAGAGCUUCCUGGCCAUGACAGCCCAGCUGCCCAUGAACAUCCGGAUCAAUAGCCAAGCCUCUGAGAGUCGCCAGGACCCAGCUGUAAAUCUCACCAGUGCCAAUGGCAGCAACAGUAUUAGCAUGUCCGUGGAGAUGAACGGUAUUGUAUACACAGGGGUGCUGUUCGCUCAGCCACCACCUCCUACGCCACCUCCCGCCUCCAGCAAAGGUGGUACCAACAACACCAUGGGUAACCGGACAGGAGCCAGUGGCAGUGCUGGCAGCAGCGGCCAGGUGGGGCUGGCUGGGGUGUCUGCACCCACCAUGUCUUCUACCUCAAAUAACUCCUUGCCUUAAAAGGAAACCAAGUUGCAUGGCUGCCCACCCGCCACAGGGACCACAUGGCCACACAGGGGGACCUGGGACGUCAGAAGAAUCCCAGUGGGCUGGGCAGAUUCCUAAGGAGCCACACUGACGCCAAAAAGGAGAGAGAGAGAUAGAGAGAGAAAGAGAGAGAGAGAGAGAGAGAGAGAGAGAGAAAAUAUAUAUAUAUAUAUAUACAUAUAGAAAGAGAUAGGUAGAUGGAGAAGCAGAUCUAAUAAAUCAGGGCAAAGCAAA
Molecule: messenger RNA, 2500 nt
Organism: Rattus rattus (black rat)
Lineage: Eukaryota; Metazoa; Chordata; Mammalia; Rodentia; Muridae
Gene: Arid3a
Product: AT-rich interaction domain 3A
Exons: 9
Coding region: 467-2239 (590 amino acids)
Biological process (GO): regulation of transcription by RNA polymerase II
Cellular component (GO): nucleus
Molecular function (GO): DNA binding
Source: RefSeq, a predicted model, not a curated record